Drosophila serrata is the source of this 1164-nucleotide messenger RNA. RefSeq lists its product as uncharacterized. The record is from RefSeq and is a predicted model, not a curated record. Lineage: Eukaryota; Metazoa; Arthropoda; Insecta; Diptera; Drosophilidae. Gene Ontology annotation, molecular function: protein binding.
AUGAGCAAAUGUUAUAAACAAAUCGCUGGCAAACCUGAUGACAUAUCAGAAGCCUUUAUAAAGGGCUUGCAAGCAGUGAAAAUACAGAACUUGCCUUAUAAUUUAACCUUUCCUGUUGAAUCCUUGACUCCAGCAGCCAUCCUGUCGCUGGGACACACCGCAGAGUUGCCCCAAACCACAGAGGCCACAACAACCAAUACCGCUGGGGGGAAGCAACCCCAGACAGAGCUUCCGGUGCAUAUCCAAAACCUGAUAACUAGCCACAUCAAUCAGGUGCUUCAGCAUGUGAAGAACAAGAAUUCAAACACAUUGACUGGAUCUAUCUCCUCCUCCUCCUCAGCUGGGAGUGGGAGUUGGAGUGGAAGUGGCAGCUCCUCCUCCUCAUCCUCCUCCUCCUGGAAUGGCACGCCAGUGGUCAAACCCCAUCCAGAUCUCCUUCCACCAUUGGCACACUCUGGUCAUGUCACUCCCAUUGCCAUUGUUGACCGCCCAACGUCUGCAUCUCAGGUGCAAUCUGGCCUACAACCGGUGCAAACUAUCGAUCCACAGGUGAGGGUGAAGGUGACCAAUCAUCAGGCCAUCGGUACAUUGAUCCAUCAGGGCAGACCGGUGGUCCAGAACAAGGUGGUGAUGCAGCCAGUAGAGCAGGUGGUUCACCCACAGGAACCCAUUAAUGUGGCCGAAAAGUUGCAAAAACUACAGCAGCAUGUUGCCAAGGUGAUGCAACAGGCUGAGAAGCACAUUCUGGCUCUUCAGCAGGCCAUACAAAAGAAAAAGGAGCAGCAGGAGCAGAGGGAAAAGGAGGAGCAGCAAAAGGAUAAGGAAAAUGAAAAGGAAAAGGAGGUUACAAAGGAACUGAAACAAUGUAAACAAAACGGGUCGUCUUUGGUUAUCCCACCAAAAGUCUCGAAUAUAGUCAAUCUUCAUGCCCAUGUACCUCAACUCCUGGCCCAUCAUCGCGAGGAAAUCAAGCUGGGAAAAUGCAACUUUGAGUGUCCACGACAAGCUCACAUUUGCGCCAGCAAUGGCAAGUGUGUGGUUAAUUUUCCGGGACAAUGUGAGCUGAGCCAAUGGAAUUGCUUCAAUACCAAAAAUGUUUUCCACCAGGUUCACGAUUCAGAGUGCCAGAAUACCAUCACUUGCUAUAAAAAGGAUAUGAUGUGA